AUGAACUCCACUAAGCAUGUCUCGAGAAGUGAAUUAUACGAUGACAAUUUGAGUUCUCCAUCAUCGUCCACUGAGUGGAAUGAAGCGAUAAUACCCGAAUUUGAAUAUGUCUCAGUCGUCAAGACUGGCGAAGAUGAUCAAAAGGAAUCCACCGAAAAUGCACAAGCUAAUGAGGAGUUCGACUUCCCUCUGUUUUCUUUUGGAACAACCAUGGAAAAUGUAGAUCGAGAUAGCUCGCUCGAAAAUCCAGAUGAUGACGAAGGAAGGGGAAGAACGUCUACACGACUCAUCAAAGUGUCACUGCGGGAGCCGUCUCCAGAAUUUUUCAAUAAUGAAAGGCAUCGCAGCUUUUAUUUUGCAGAUUAUACGGAAGAAGAUCUUGAGAAAUUCAAGAACAGCGCUAUAGAUUAUGAACUUGCAACUAAAGAGCACAAAUUCCUGGGAAAGUACUCGAUACCUGGCCGUAAAAGUCGUGUUCUAUGUCUGGAGGAACAUAACGAAAAGAUAGAAACUGAACGUCUCAAAGAGCUCAAAAGGAGGAAUAGAAGGUCUGGUAAAAAGCAGCGAGAGGCAAGAAAACUGGGAUUAGAACGCGUGAAACAGCGAUUGGAGGAUGCUAAAGCUGUAAGAAAGCUGAUGAAGAAGAAGUUCCACAAGCGUGGUGGUAAAAAAAACAAAAAGCGGCAGAUUUACCUGUUAAACCACAACCGCGACUGCGCACAGAAUGAGUCCGUAAAUUAA
Lachancea meyersii CBS 8951 is the source of this 741-nucleotide messenger RNA. NCBI's taxonomy places the organism in Eukaryota, Fungi, Ascomycota, Saccharomycetes, Saccharomycetales, Saccharomycetaceae. The record is from the annotation of a GenBank genome assembly.